Pararge aegeria (speckled wood butterfly) is the source of this 1782-nucleotide messenger RNA. RefSeq lists its product as uncharacterized. The record is from RefSeq and is a predicted model, not a curated record. Lineage: Eukaryota; Metazoa; Arthropoda; Insecta; Lepidoptera; Nymphalidae. The transcript has a single exon. Bases 1 to 1782 code for a protein of 593 amino acids.
AUGACUGAGAACAAUAAAAAAAGAGGAAAUAGUUUUCGCAAAAUUUUCCCAAACCUAUUCUUUUCCAACAAGAAUAAAGAAAAGUCAACGAUUAAAGAUAACACUGGUUUAAAAUUGAAAUCAGGUGGUACAAGUAAGAAUAAUCAAUAUCAAAACCCUAAGUUUGUGAUUGAUAAGCAUGAAAGUCAUAGUGAUAAGACGGAACAAAAUGACGAACGAAUAUACGAAAAUCUUUCAACAGCAGUAUUUAUUCAGAACGCUAAUGAUUCAAACAGUAACGACCGCGUUAGUAAUCAUUCUUCUAGCAGUACCUUAGUCUCGGAAAACGCUAAAAAUAUGAGCCAGUCUCAUAAUGAACAGAAAUCAUAUGAGAAAAGUAAUAAAUAUAUUGCAAGGCCACAAGUCCCACCAAAACCACAACAAGAAAUAUUGUACCCUUCACCAGUGCCAGAGAAACAUGUACAAAGUUAUGCUAGAACUCAGUAUCCUGAUGUUUACUAUCAUUCUGUAGAGAAGCUUGCUGAUAAGUUAUCCACCCUAGAUGAAAUUGAAAUUUACAGAGCAUCACAAGCUCAAGCACACCCAGCAUCAGUAGGAGCUGAAAUUAAAAAAGUAAGCACAAAAUUUCUUAUAUCACCGAAAAAGGAAGCUGAAGUGCGCACGAUUCAACCGAUUCGAGCUCGAAGUUUAUCGCUUGAUAAAAAUAGUUCAAACACUGUUGAAAAUCCAAGGAAGCACAAAAACGAAAAAUAUGUUGAAAAGCCGUAUAAUUAUUCUGCCCCAACUUCCCCUAUAGCUGUUGGACAUAAAAGACCAAACAUGCCCACGACUGUUUCUCCGUAUGAACGAGUCAAACAAAAUAUGAUAGAAGCGGAAGAGAAACGAAACUCUUUGAGUAGAUUAAGCUAUCAAAACAAAUUAUCACCGUCACCGAGAUCCUUUUUCUAUGAUGUAUCAAAAACUGCAGCUGCUGAAGAUUCAUUAAAAAGAGAAAAGACUCGUCAAAGAGUUGAAGCGUAUUAUUGGCAAAAAAUAAAAGAGCUUAAACAAAAAGAAGACGAAUAUCUUUUGAGACAAUCAUUGGGUAGUUCUUUAAGACCGCAGACAAGGACGCAAUAUGCAUCAUAUUCUAAUUCAAACUGUAGUACUCCGACCUCUUUUAUACAGGAUUCUAGAAGUUGCAGUUUGCCGCGCGGUAGUGACUUAAACUAUGCAAGUCAAACCAUGAACACAUCUUCUCCUUUCAUUCGAGGUGCUCCGCAAAGGCGAACUGACUCUUAUAUUAAAACGAAGAGCUAUCAGACAGACCACGACCUAGUGCAGUAUAGAAAUUCCGAAAAGUUGUACGGAAAUGUUUUAAACAGAAAUCACAUGCCAAUUUUUCAACGUGGCUCAUUAACCACUGAUACGACAAACAUCGUUCAACAACCAAAACGUGUGAGUUUUGAAGAAAGUACCUUAACUUUAAAUCCUGAGCUGCAACAGGGCGUUAGAAGUAUAGAAAUGCAGUGCAAAAACAAUAAGUGUAAAAAUUGCCAAACUAGUGAACACAAUACAGUGAAAUUAGGACCUAAGGACCUGAAGAAUCCACCACUACCGCCAUUACGUACAACAAGUGUUUCAGGUGGUAUUAAAAAUAAUAAACAUCCCUUUGGUAAAAACAUAGUAACUAUAAUGGGUGGAACUCGUUCAGUGUGUUCAGAAUCUGAAAGCGGAUCUGAAGCUGGUGAAAUCCAAAGGAUAAUGCAUAGCAACUCGCGAAAAGGUAAGUCUAGUCUCUAG